Molecule: messenger RNA, 1539 nt
Organism: Cuscuta campestris
Lineage: Eukaryota; Viridiplantae; Streptophyta; Magnoliopsida; Solanales; Convolvulaceae
Source: the annotation of a GenBank genome assembly
GAGCUGUGAAUCUCUUUCGAUUCAUCGAUCCAUCACCGCGUCACCACUGCCAAUCACUGCCAUCAAUGGCGUCUUCAAUCCCACCUCCUAGGGUUAUCACCAAAGACACGCCUGUUGUCCAACUCCAUUCCAAAACUCAUUUCCCCAUCAAAUUAAACAACACCAACUUUGCAAUCUGGCAACGUCAAGUUCAAUCCACUCUUAUUGGACUUGAUCUUCUUGGUUUCGUUGAUGGGAGUGUUGCUACGCCGUCGUGCUCUCAAGCCGAUGGUACCUUUAAUCCAUGCUACUCUGUUUGGUAUAGACAAGAUCAAUCAAUCAUCGGAGCUCUUCUCGGCAGCUGCUCGGAUACAAUUCAGCCCCUCAUCUCUAACACGGGUACUGCCCGUGAGGCUUGGCUCAACUUGCACUCCAGUUUUGCGAGUGCAAGCCGCGGUCGUGUUCUUAGUCUCAAGUCCAAGCUUGGGAAAAAUCCACGUGGGAAUCGAUCUAUCACCGAAUAUCUUUAUGAAAUGCGGAGUCUGGCAAAUGAAUUGGCCCUCGUCCAAAAUCCUAUCUCUGAAGAGGAUCUUGUGGUUCAUGUCCUCAAUCAAGUUGGCAAAGCCUAUGACCCCCACACCUCUGGUGCUCGUUUUCGUGAGCAAACCAUCUCCUUUACCGAACUUGGUGAUGUCUUACGUGACAUAGAGGAAAAGCUUCAAGCUUCGGAUGCUGCCACUCAGACGAUUGUGGCCACUGCUAAUUCUACUCAGCGAGCCACGCUCUCCAAGAAUGGUCAAUCAUGGCCACGGGAUGCUCCAGCCUAUCAUGGUGGAGGUCGGCAUCCUUUUAAUGGUGCUGGUCGCACCUCGCCUCGUGAUGGGGGUUGUCAGUUUUGCUCCAUUCCUGGUCAUGAUAUCAAGCGUUUGGAUUAUUAUAGGCUUAAGCAACUUGACCUCAGAUCGGAGACGUAUCAAGGUGUUAUUGAUAGUAUGCAAAUGGUGGUUCUCCCCUGUAGAGAUGGUCACAGGGUUGAUUGGCGAACCACACCACCCGGGUUCGAUCCCCAGAAGAUGCAUAUUUGGAGGAAUUUUAAAGAGUUAAGCGUGCUGGCAUGGGAGUAGCAAAAAUGAUGGGUGACCCCCUGGGACGUAGAUUUGGGCUUAUGGAGCUGGGCUUUAGAUUGGGCUUACUUUGGGCUUUCUAUAGUGGGCUAUCUACCUCAGGUGUUAACGGGCCCUGGGGUAGUCACGAGGUUAACGGGCCUCGGGCCCCCUGCUUUGUAACCGACCGUUCAUUAUAAAAAAAAAAAUUUUUUUGAAAAAAAUAUAUGUAUAUAAAACUAGUACGAAUCAAUUUUCAUUCAUAAGGGAUUUAAUAUAAACAUUAAAAAAAACCCAUAAAAAAACACCAACCAUUUUGGGAUUUUCUUGAAAUUCACAAAACAAGCAAAAAAAUAUAAUCUUGAAUUGAAACAAUACUUUUACAAAGAAAUUGGAGAAGAAAAAGAAAUUGACAAAUAUGGGUUACCAAUUUGUUGAAGAAAAUGAUGAAAUUGAA